Molecule: messenger RNA, 978 nt
Organism: Funneliformis geosporum
Lineage: Eukaryota; Fungi; Glomeromycota; Glomeromycetes; Glomerales; Glomeraceae
Source: the annotation of a GenBank genome assembly
AUGCUCCCUAGUUUACAACUACUUGAAAAAGUUAGUCAGGAGGUUAGGUCUAUCCCUAACAAGCGUAAAGAAAGUAAAAGGAGAGUUCAUUACGGCUUAUUCUUACUAGGUUAUAAAAGCGGUUUAAGAAUUAGUGAAGCGAUAAAGUUUGAUUUAGAAAAGAAAACUAAGCAAGGGUUAUAUCGGAUAAGUAAGUCCAAAGGCAAAAAGGAGAGGUUAGUUUAUGUUCCCAAAGAAAAAGUUAAAAAGGAGUUGGGAAUUGAUGGAAAUAUUGAACUCUCGCUACAUACUUUACGGAGAGCAUUUGCUACCUAUCAUGCAGAGUCAGAACCUGAUAGCGAUAUUGAUGGUAUUUUAACUGGUAAAAAAUGGUUAGAGGGUAGAGAGAAAGAACCACCAAAUCCAAUAGCAAAAAGUUUUCCAAAACUACCCUCCUUGAAUUCAGAACCUAUUAUUAGGGAUAAUCCACUAAUUCUCCCCAAGAAACCAACUAAUCGGGAUAAUCCGCCCUUACUUACUAAAAGAAGCGACAAACCCCUCACUAAUUAUCAACUGAAAUCAAUAAUUAGCGGAAUUAUACCUAAAUCGCAAGAGGAUAUUUCUCCUAAUUCUAUUACCGAAGCAAAAAUAUCAAACGAACCAUUGCCGAUAAUUACUAAUCAAAAGGAGCAAGAAAAUCAAACAGAAAAUUUUCUCCUAACCAAAAUAAGGAAAUUAGAAGCCGAGAACAACAAUUUAAAAGCAGUGGUUCAAUCAGAAAAACAAACCAACCAAUCCUUAAAGGAAACUAUCACUAAUUUAACACACCAAAUUCAGACUGAUGAACAAAACCACACUAACCUCCUAAAUGCUUAUCAAAAAGCCUUAAAUGAUAAAGCCAAAGUGGAAAAGCAAGUUAGUUAUUAUGAAAAGCAAGAAAGAAACCAAACGGAAGCCCAAAUCGAACAACCAUUACCUUUUAAACCACCAAACAAAUAA